Messenger RNA from Aplysia californica (California sea hare), 425 nucleotides. Its product is annotated as heme-binding protein 2-like. The record is from RefSeq and is a predicted model, not a curated record. The transcript has 3 exons. Lineage: Eukaryota; Metazoa; Mollusca; Gastropoda; Aplysiida; Aplysiidae. Bases 1 to 348 code for a protein of 115 amino acids.
AUGCUCAGCUGUUUACUGGAGUACGGCAUGACAGACUGGGAGCUCCGCCGGUAUGAAGCCACCAAGUGGGUCGCCACAAACGCCACUGCCAUGAGCCGAGAUACCGUGAACAGCGACAUGUUCCACAAACUCUUCCUGUACAUCAGCGGGAACAACGUCAAAGGUGUGAAGAUCCCAAUGACCGCCCCUGUAGCCACACAGGUUAUCCACGGAGCUGGACCUAACUGUGAGAGCGACUUCGUCAUGCACUUUAUGUUGCCUCACGCUUACUGGCCGUCUCCGAUACAGCCCAAAGACGCCUCAGUUUUCAUUGCAGAGAUGCCUGCUAUGGAUGUGUAUGUGAGGUGAGCAUCGUGCCUGGAGAGAAAAACUUUUUAUGUAGAUGUUUUAACCACCCCCCCCUCCCCCCACCCGCCAAUCGGCAC